Messenger RNA from Arthroderma uncinatum, 5337 nucleotides. Its product is annotated as Ras GTPase activating protein. Gene Ontology annotation, cellular component: mitotic actomyosin contractile ring; cytoplasm. The transcript has 3 exons. Gene Ontology annotation, molecular function: calmodulin binding; GTPase activator activity; actin filament binding. The record is from RefSeq and is a predicted model, not a curated record. Gene Ontology annotation, biological process: regulation of GTPase activity; regulation of actin cytoskeleton organization; mitotic actomyosin contractile ring assembly actin filament organization. The coding region runs from base 1 to 5337 and encodes 1778 amino acids. NCBI's taxonomy places the organism in Eukaryota, Fungi, Ascomycota, Eurotiomycetes, Onygenales, Arthrodermataceae.
AUGUCGUCAAACCCUCCCUCGCUACGACGACGAGGCCAGUCCGAGCUGCUGCCGGCGUCAUACGGCCCUCUGCGACAUGGCUCAACCGCCUCUACAAACUCCUCUCUCUAUUCAAUGUCGUCCAGUUCUCAUAUGCCCAGUCGGACGAGCACCGUCUCUUCGCACACGCCCAGUGAUUUCGCUCCAGAAACGCCAGAGCGCAAGGUAGACCUUCGUGGAAGACUGGGAAGUUUUGAUGCUGCCCAACUCAGCGCUGGUGAGACUUAUGGAAGCAUCCGGCGGUCGUUGCGCCCACUGCCACAGGCGCCCAACAGCACGCCGCCGAAGGCAAGACCCUCGACGGCGUCUGCUUCUUCAUGCCAUACUCGAAGCCAGACGAUGAGCGGCUUCGUACCCCAGCCAGACUUCACAUCACCGUAUUCGAAACCAUUACAUAGCCAGCCUGAGUUCACCUCACCGUUUUCAAAACAGCUAAAUAGCCCUUCUCGCGAUCACAUAAGUCCCAUAAUUCAGGAACAGGAUGAGCCUCUUGAACCACGGACACAGAGCGUACGACGCUCUCACCACUCUCGCACACAGUCGACUCCUCAUGCGCCAUCCCUACAGGCGGCAUUUACAGCGCCAGAACUACAUACUUUCCAAAAGUCGACGACCAGCCAUCUUCGAACUCUCUCACAGAUCGCCCAAAGUGACGGGGAUGAAUUCGCUAUAGCCACGGCAACCCCAUCAGUCGUGGGUCUGCAAGGCCGUCGGCGGCUCAAACGUGCUGACUCGAUCCGUGGUGGUCCAAAAGCAAGUGCUGCUGCAAGACCGACGGGUGUGUCUGCUUGGACGGCGACCAACUGGAUGGACAAGCAACGUCGAUUCUUACAGGCCUAUGAAUACCUGUGUCAUAUCGGAGAGGCCAAAGAAUGGAUCGAGGACGUGAUACAGAAACCGAUCCCCCCCAUUGUCCAGCUUGAAGAGGCACUACGCGAUGGAGUCACUCUGGCAGAGCUCGUUCAAGCAUUAUACCCACACCGCACCCUUCGAAUAUUCCACAGCCCCAAAUUACAGUACCGCCAUUCUGAUAACAUCGCCCUCUUCUUCCGUUUUCUAGACGAAAUCGCACUUCCAGAAGUCUUUAGGUUCGAACUAAUAGACCUCUACGAAAGGAAAAACAUCCCCAAGGUUAUACACUGUAUACAUGCGCUCUCUUGGCUGCUGUUUAAGAAUGGUGUCGUUGACUUUCGAAUUGGAAACCUCGUUGGACAGCUGGAAUUCGAACAUCAUGAACUGGAGCAAACACAACGAGGCCUCGACAAGGCAGGAGUUCCAAUGCCUAGCUUCUCAGGCAUGGGCGCCAAAUUUGGAGCUGAACCCGAACCUGAACCGGAACCGGAACCGGAACCCGUCGAAACAGGGGAAGAGAGAGUUGCCAGGGAACUGCAGGAGAACGAGGCUUCCAUAGCAGAUUUACAAUCACAAGCCAGAGGAGCACUCGUUAGACUACGACUAGGCGACUUGAUGCAGGGCCUGUGGGACCAAGAACACAUGUUAAUCGACCUCCAGUCUAGAAUACGCGGAGACUGGGCCAGGCAAAUUUCUGAGUACAGAUUGGGCAUGCAAAAAUUCGCUACCAACCUACAGUCGGCCGCCCGAGGUUUCAUAGUUCGACUAAGGCAGGAAAAUGACCAAGCCUGGUGCAUAGCGGCGGAAAAGCACAUCCUACAGUUCCAAUCUCUAGUCCGAGCGAGGAAGGCCAAAUCAAAAGUUCAGCUCAUACAGACUCUGGCCCGUAGAGAAGAACAUGGUAUCAAGAGUUUCCAAGCUGCUAUACGCGGUGCUCUUGCGCGGAAACUGGAGAGUGACCGGUAUGAAGAGACAAGAGAUGCCGAGGGGGCAGUCCAAUACCUCCAGUCAAAUAUCAGAGGUAUGCUGCUACGACGGUCUGUGCAGCUCGAUAAAGGGCAUCUCGAGAAGAAAGCCGCUGCUGUCAUUGAUAUACAGUCAGCUCUUCGCGCGAAUGCUACCCGGAGCAGGAUAGAGGGCGAAAAGGCCAUGCUGGCGAGAUUUAGCCCCGAGUGGUUAGAGAUUCAAUCAAUCGUCCGCGCAAAGGCUACUCGCAGCAAGGUAGAGAGUCAAAGGGCUAUGCUAGCGAAGUUCAGCCCCGAGUGGUUGGAGAUUCAAUCAAUCGUCCGCGCAAAAGCUACCCGCAGUAAGGUAGAGAGUCAAAGGGCUAUGCUAGCGAAGUUCAGCCCGGAGUGGUUGAAUAUUCAGUCAAUUGUUCGUGCGAAUGCGUCACGUAGCAGAAUAGAUGCGGAAAAGGCCAUGCUGGCGAAGUUUAGCCCCAACUGGCUGGAUCUUCAAUCGAUUUCACGAGCCAUCGCGGUGAGGAGGAAGAUUGAGGAGACCAAAAAAGAAUUUAGCACCCACGAGUCCUCUGUUAUCGAGCUCCAAGGGUUCAUCCGGGGACAACUACUUCGUGAUAACGUUGAUGCCUGCAAGAGCGCCCUUUUCGCCAACACAAGUAGCAUAACCUCUGCUCAGAGCAGUGUGCGAGGUUUCUUACUGCGACAAGCCCAAAACAAGGAGAACGAAGCAUUGCUAAAAGAGAGCGGGACUAUCUGUCGUUUGCAAGGCCUUGCGCGAGCCGCAUUGCUACGGAUAGACGUUGGAAGCCUCUUAUCAGAGCUGGAUACUUUCACGGAUGAAAUCAUUCAGCUCCAAGCCCUCUCACGAGCAGUGCUUGUCAGAGCCGAUGUCGACAACCUUCUAGGCGAGCUAGAGGCGGAGGAGGAUGUGAUCAUGGAGCUCCAGACGCUCGCCCGAGCAAGCAUGGUCCGCCAGCGCUUUGCCGAAAAGCAACGAUUCUACCGCGAGAACAUGGAGAAAGUUAUCAAAGUCCAAAGUUUCGUGAGAGGCAAGAUACAAGGAGAGGCAUACAAGAGUCUCACCAGCGGAAAGAAUCCUCCUGUUGGAACGAUAAAGGGAUUCGUCCACUUACUGAACGAUAGCGAUUUCGACUUUGACGAAGAACUUGAAUUCGAGAGGCUACGAAAGACCGUUGUUCAACAGGUGCGACAAAAUGAGAUGGCGGAUCAGUAUAUCACCCAGUUGGAUAUCAAGAUUGCCCUUCUAGUCAAGAAUAAGAUUACCCUAGAUGAAGUUAUCAAGCACCAAAAACAUUUUGGUGGACACGUCGGUGCGGUCUUGUCGAAUGCCGAUAUUGCUUCGAAAGAUCCGUUUGAUCUUAAGGCCCUCAACAAGACAUCCCGCCGGAAACUAGAACAUUAUCAGGAGCUGUUCUUCCUUCUGCAAACCCAGCCACAGUAUCUAGCGAGGGUAUUCCGACGGCUGAGGGAACAGGCAGUGUCCGAACGUGACUGUGAUAGAAUAAAACAUCUUGUCAUGGGCUUAUUCGGUUACUCUCAGAAGAGACGCGAGGAAUAUUACUUGAUCAAGCUUAUCGUACGAUCGGUGAAGGAGGAGAUAGAUCAUUCAGCUUCUCUUCAGGAUUAUAUUCGAUGCAACGCAUUCUGGACCAAAUUGCUGGCAGCCUAUAUCAAGACACCUCGGGAUCGGAAAUUUACCAAAGAUCUCUUUGGUCCACUUGUCAAAGAGGCUAUUAUUGACAACGCCGACCUCGACCUAGAAAGCGACCCCAUGCAGAUUUAUCGCUCCGCUAUUAAUAAUGAAGAGCUGCGUACUGGUCAACGAAGCCGGCGCAGGCCAGACGUUCCACGAGAAGAGGCUAUCAGAGACCCGGAGACGAGAGAGACUUUCAUCCGCCAUCUUCAAGAUCUCCGUGACAUCGUUGACCAAGUGCUAGCCUUGCUAGAAGAGUCGUUGCAUCGUUUGCCGUUUGGAAUCCGCUUCAUUGCACAACAAAUGUAUGAGCACUUGUUGGCUAAAUAUGAAGAAGAAGACAGGGGAUAUAUCCUCCAGUUAGUAGGACAGUGGGUAUGGAAGAGUUAUCUACAGCCUGCGCUCUUAGACCCUGAGAGGUCGGGCGUUGUCGAGCGUGCCUUGACUCAGGAGCAGAAGAGAAACCUGGGAGAAAUUGGUAAAGUUAUGGGCCAAGCUGCUUCCGGAAGACUAUUUGGUGCCGAAAAUGUCUACCUCCAACCCCUGAAUACUUAUAUUGGAGAAUCGAUACAGCGACUUGGAGGAAUUUGGGGAAAUAUCAUCACUGUCCAGGAUGCGGAGGCAUACUUUGAUAUCAACGAGUACAACGACUUGUACGCCAAAACAAAACCGACGUUGUAUAUCAAGAUGUCCGAUAUCUUCUCAAUCCAUCAACUUAUUGCAGCCGAAGCGCCAUAUAUUUGCACCAGCCCCGAAGAUACUCUUCGAGAAGUCAUCCGCGACCUUGGUAGCGUGAAGAGCAAUGAAAAUGAGCUCUUGACCGUUAGCACUUCUUCCGAAAUCAGUCUCACUUUAACUCCUAAGCUGCAUAACAUGGAAGAUCCGGAUGCGGAAAUCAAGGCUCUCCUGGUUGAGACAAAACGAUGCAUUUUAUAUAUCAUUCGAGUCCAAUCCGGCGCCAAUCUGUUGGAGAUUCUAGUCACUCCACCAAGUAUUGAAGAUGAAGGACGAUGGGCAGAUCUUGUCCGCGACGAGCUGUCGACUGGUGGCCGGAAACGCGGCGCCUACUCUGAUACCAACACGCUGAUUGAUAUUGGUGCUAUGGGUUAUGCAGAGUUGAAACGGACCGCGCUCGAGAACAUCGUCAAUCUCGAGAGAGCUGGCAGAAUCAGUCGACAUAACCAAUAUCAAGACCUUCUAAAUGAAAUUGCCGUCGACAUCAGGACCAAACAUCGUCGCAGAAUUCAACGGCAGCGAGAGCUUGAGGGUGUUCGCUUAACCCUAGAUCGACUGAAUGACCAAUCCGGCUAUCUUGAAGGGCAACUAAAGACAUAUAACGACUAUAUUGAACAGGCCAUGAUUACACUACAAAACAAGAAAGGAAAGAAACGUUUCCUAAUGCCAUUCACGAAACAAUGGGACCAUGAACGAGAGCUUCAACGAUCCGGCCGUGUUUUCAAAUUUGGCUCCUACAAGUACUCUGCCCGAAACCUCGCGGACAAGGGAGUUCUUGUCCACUGGAAGGGCUACACGGAACGUCAAUGGGACCGCGUCGAUCUCACCAUCUCAAGUAACGCGGUUGGUAUUUUCACGAUUGAUGGAAGCAGCGGCAACAUGAUGGUUCCAGGAGCAAAUGCACAAAUCCCACUAGAUGACCUGCUGCAAGCCCAAUUCAAUAACACGCAGUUUAUGGAUUUGUUCGAGGACCAGCUACGCGUCAACGUCAAUCUGUUCCUGCAUUUGAUUAUGAGGAAAUUUUACAAUGAAUGA